Desarmillaria tabescens is the source of this 1577-nucleotide messenger RNA. RefSeq lists its product as uncharacterized. Bases 91 to 1395 code for a protein of 434 amino acids. The record is from RefSeq and is a predicted model, not a curated record. Gene Ontology annotation, biological process: NADPH regeneration. Gene Ontology annotation, cellular component: cytoplasm. Lineage: Eukaryota; Fungi; Basidiomycota; Agaricomycetes; Agaricales; Physalacriaceae. The transcript has 11 exons. Gene Ontology annotation, molecular function: nucleotide binding; oxidoreductase activity.
GUGUUCCUUUAGUUCCCUUAAAAGCUGCUCUGGAGCACAUUCUCACCCACGAUACCUCCCAUCUUCCCCUCUCUUGUUUCAAUAUCGAAUAUGGACAAGCUGAAUAUUCUGAUGUGCGGUGCUGGCGAGUACACUACCGGAUGGACAGAAUCUGGCGCAUCAAAGUCAGACAAGAAGAUCGGAGUUGUUGCUUUAACAUGCUUUGAUCUUCGAAGGCUAGGAAAAGUGCAUAAGCUUGGAAUGGCUGGUGUCACCGGCCCCAAGUUUCCCGUCAUCAGGGAACACUUGGCUCAAAACAUCGCAGGCGUUUACAAGGAUAUGGAUACAAUUUUUGAUUCAUUCCCAGACGUGGAUAAAAUCGAUCCAGAAGCUUACAAGUCUGCUAUGGACAAGAUGAAGCCCGGAGAUGCGGCUAUAAUUUUUACACCAGACCGUAUGAUCUUAUACUUUUCGGAUCGAAAUAUAGCUUUGCUUAUCUGUGGAUCAGCUACGCACUACCCUAUUGCUAUGUACGCCAUUGAACGCGGAAUUCAUGUCCUCGUUACGAAACCUGCUGUCAAAUUACUGUCGGAUCACAACAAGUUAAUAGCGGCUGCCAAAAAGCACAAUGUUAUUUGUUUCGUUGAACAUCAUAAAAGAUUCGAUCCCGUAUACAGCGACGCCAAAGCCAAAGCCGCGAGCUUGGGCGAGUUUAACUUUUUCAGCGCGUGGAUGAGCCAGCCGAAGAGCCAGCUUGAGACUUUCCGGGCAUGGGCUGGUAAAGAUUCAGAUAUCAGCUACUACCUUUCAUCGCAUCAUAUAGACAUCUGCUGCUGGAUCCUUCAGGACAUUGCAGUUCCAACGCGGGUUGUUGCAAGUGCUGCCACCGGUAUUGCAACUAGCGAGCCUUACAACUGUGUUCCCCAAACCGAAGAUACUAUUACGCUCAUGGUAGAUUGGCAGUCAAUUAAGAGCCCGAAACACCGAGGCACAGGAGUCUACACAGCGAGCUGGACAGCACCCUUAAAAUCCGGUGUUCAUUCUGCUCAGCAGUGGUAUUACAUGGGGGAGAAGGGUGAUAUUACUGUAGACCAGGCUCACCGUGGUUACGAUGUGACUGUCGACGAUGCUGGCAAGUCGUGGUAUAACCCCUUCUAUAUGAAAUAUUCACCUUCCGAAAGCGGGCAUUUUGACGGACAACGAGGGUAUGGCUAUGUUUCCAUCGAGAAAUUUGUCGACGCGGCUCGCAGUGUCAAUGCAGGACUAAUCAAACCUGCGGAUUACGAUUUACACGGCCUUCCGACAAUCGCAAACACCGUGCUCACAACUGCGAUCUUGAACGCCGGUCGCAUCAGUCUUGACGAGAAGCGACCGGUAGGUAUUAAGAAAGAUGGUGAUACUUGGGUUUUGCUGUGAACGAAGUUCUUCUGGGUGUUAGAACUUCAGAAUUCCUCACCCAAGGUUUGUUAUCAUGUGGCGAGAAGUUUUUAUGCAUCUGUAUAUCAACCGGCUGCGAUGAAAGGGCCGUGUCAAAAUAAGGAUAAAGGUAUUACAUACUUGAAUUCGAACAGUGAUGAUAUUACCUUCUGUGCGGGGGU